AUGUGUGGAAUCUUGCUCUGCAGAGAUCCCGGUCGUCAAUUCAACGACGAGCACGUUGAGUUUGCAGAGGCGCAGCCAAUUGAGAUCCCGGGUGGUUUAGAUGCGCAGGCCCGCUGGAUUGCCAGCACUCUGCCCUGUAUUGCCGCUAGAGGUCCCAAUUUUGCGUCGUGGAGAGGCUCCGCUGAGUACAGCACCGCGUGGUUUUCCUCCGUGUUAAGCCUGCGGCAACCGUUCACCAAACAGAGUUUGGUUGUGGACGGCAGGUACGUUUUGCAAUUCAACGGUGAACUGUACAACGAUGAGAUCGAAUUCAACGACACUCAGUAUAUUGCCGAUAUGCUGGCUCGCGGAGAGGCAAGCAUCCCAGAUAUAAUAGCAAGGCUCGAUGGUGAGUUUGCGUACACAAUAUACGACACAGAAGACCAAAAAUACUAUUUUGGUAGAGACGCAAUCGGGAAAAGAAGCUUAAGUUACUACGUUAACACCUCAAAAGAUCAACUGUACGUUUCCAGUGUUACAGGUAGAGUCGAGGACAUCGAAUUUAGGGACUGCAUCGCUGGGAUAAUAUACAUAUAUGAUGCCAAAAACCAACAUCUAGACGAUUCCAAUCACAUAUCUGAUCCCUACACAGUGUCUCCACUUGUGGACGAAAACUUUACUGAAAGGGGGGAGCACAUUGAGAAGUUACAUUUCCAAUUAAAUCUAGCGGUAGAGAAAAGGAUAAACUCUAUCCAUCCAAACCACAUUGAAAACUCUCCAAUUUCAGUCUUGUUCUCAGGCGGAUUGGACUGCUCGGUAAUAGUUGCACUUAUAUGUAACCAGCUGUCAGGUAAAGCCAGAAAAACAGUGGAGCUGCUAAACGUUGGCUUUGAAAACCCUCGGACAGGGUUGGUCCCUUCAGAUAGUCCAGACAGGAAACUGGCAAUCGAAAGUUAUAAAACACUACAACAUCUGUACCCUGACAUCGACAUUCGCCUCAUUGAAAUCGAUGUACCGUAUGAGGAGUACCUGAGGGCAAAACCCAAAGUAAUAGAUUUGAUGUUCCCAAAACAAACGGAGAUGGACCUCUCCAUUGCCAUUGCGUUUUAUUUUGCAUCAAAGGGAGAAGGAUCAAUUACUGACAAGUCGACAAAGGGAAAAAUUGCUUACCAAAGGAAGGGGAUAGUGCUCUUCAGUGGGCUGGGUGCAGAUGAACUGUACGGAGGCUACCACAAAUUUGCCAACAAAUCCUUCCCGGACUUGCAAAUAGAACUCACCCGUCAAAUUAACAACAUACACGAUAGAAACCUGAACAGAGACGACAAAGUAAUUGCAUCUAAUGGGGUGGAGAUACGAUAUCCGUUCUUGGAUUCCUCUGUCGUUAAGUUUUCCACAGAGGACUUGCCCAUUAAUUACAAGAUUAACAAGCUAAUAUUGAGAGACUUAGCGGCCACUAAGCUAAGUUUAGGGAGUAUUUCACAAGAGCCCAAGAGGGCAAUCCAGUUCGGUAGCAAAAGUGCCAAGAUGACUAAAGACGGGAACAAACAUGGGACGGAUCGUCUCACUUAA
Huiozyma naganishii CBS 8797 is the source of this 1548-nucleotide messenger RNA. Its product is annotated as putative asparagine synthase. The coding region runs from base 1 to 1548 and encodes 515 amino acids. The record is from RefSeq and is a predicted model, not a curated record. Lineage: Eukaryota; Fungi; Ascomycota; Saccharomycetes; Saccharomycetales; Saccharomycetaceae. Gene Ontology annotation, molecular function: asparagine synthase (glutamine-hydrolyzing) activity. The transcript has a single exon.